AUGGUUCCGGUUCCCGAUAUUUUCUCGGGGAAUCGGGGAACGAUGCAAACAUCCACCGCGCGGGAAUUGCAACGAGAGGGAAUAGACGCCCAUGCGGGCGUGCGCCACGCCCGUCGCGAAAAUUCUAGAAUAAUGACAGACUCCAGAUACAUCACGCUACGAAUGCACACGUCGUGCCGUCCAGCUCUACAGAGUACCUGCAUCACCCACCCCCUUGCAGGCGGUGAAGAACAGACCCAGGGGAGAGACACGAGAUUGGGGGCGAAAACAAGCCUCCUGGAUAGCUUCAUAGCUUCCCCUCCCCCCCCGAGCAUUUCAUUUCCAAUCUACCGCGCGUGUUUGCCCAAGUGCUUCGCUGGGGAACAGACACGUUCAAAGACAUGCAUGGCGAUGCGCCCUGCGCCCUGCGCCUUUCCCGCGCGUCCCAAGACUCGAAAGCUCGCGGCCGACCUGCUCCAAGAAGGUAUCCACAAGCAGCGAGCACCCAGAUCGGAUCCUGCAGCAGCAACACCAAGGCGCAUCUCAAAAGUCGCCGCAUCUCAUCCGAGACCCCUUUCUCCCAAGUUCCCGCGCGGGUCGGGUAAACGACGACGACCGUCGACCGUACACUCCACCAUCCGUGCCUCCAGAACCGCCGGCGCGGUUGGGCAUUUGCUGAAUUACAAACCAGCACUCAUGAUUAUCAAUUCCCAAGACAAGAGUCAACGCGCGCCAAACUACCUUACUCCCGCCCCGUCCAGCCACCAGCCCCAUCACGAUGGCGCAAUACUGAAUGGCAGUCCCGGUCGUCUCCAUACGGAUACCAACUCCACUUCGGAGCACCAAGUUGACAUGUUCCCCCCCCCCUUCCUCCGGAAGGGAACCUGCCCGGCGCAAAGAGUUUCGGCUUCCGUUAUGAAGCACGGCGCAUGCCGUGUCUACCGUCUCUUCGCCAAGAACUUCCAAGCGUUGUGGCGCCCGGGACCAUGUCAGGACCGGCGCAAGACAGUCUUCGCCGGCGAUAACCGGGCCCGUUCGGUGGGUGGCGAUAUUUUCAAAAAGGGCACUCCGUUCCGGAGUAGGGAACUUUGCGAAAGAUGGGGGGACCGGAAAUACGGAAUUAUACUUCCCGUUCGGGGGGAGCACACGGAUUUACACACUGGGGAUUUUCCCAGCAAAGUCCAUACGUACCGACAACUACAAUCUUUUGCCGACCCGGAGGAGAAUCCACCAGAUGUUCCCGUGUUGUGGAUGGUCGCGGCGCCGGCCGGUAUGUCGAUGGGGGCCGUCAUGGUAGGUACUUGUCCGUCAUUCAUCUUCCCUUUCACGUUCGCUCGUAUUCGUCCACGAACACGUUACAUCUACCGCGUGCGGACGGGUAAAAGAGAGCAAGGUGAGAUACUUGACAGGACCUCGAUACCUCGCAAGGAGGAAUUUCUAGGUAGGAGCUUCAUGGACAUGAACAGCAAGGGAUACAAGGUACAAAAGAACGUAGCCAGGGAAUGUCAGACGCGCACGGGUUUGCAGGCAUAA
Molecule: messenger RNA, 1512 nt
Organism: Colletotrichum lupini
Lineage: Eukaryota; Fungi; Ascomycota; Sordariomycetes; Glomerellales; Glomerellaceae
Exons: 7
Coding region: 1-1512 (503 amino acids)
Source: RefSeq, a predicted model, not a curated record